Messenger RNA from Medioppia subpectinata, 3876 nucleotides. Lineage: Eukaryota; Metazoa; Arthropoda; Arachnida; Sarcoptiformes; Oppiidae. The record is from the annotation of a GenBank genome assembly.
AUGCUGAAUGCCGACACACCGAAGGAUGUGUUGUCCACCGCUUACUACGGAUACGACGCCCUAUUGCUGUCCAAAAUGGCCAAAGCCUUGGGUCGGACUCAAGACGUGAAACGUUAUGGAGAUCUCCACCAAAAUAUUGCAAACGCUUUUGUAAAGGCUUUUGUCAAUACAACUGACGGUCGUAUGAAAGGCGACACUCAAACUGAUUAUGUGAUCGCAAUUGCAUUUGAAAUGUUGCCCAAAAAUCGACAGCCUUUGGCGGCAAAUCAUUUCUGCAUAUUCUUUGUGUUGGAAAAUAUUUUGAGCGCACAAUACAUAGUGUUUGUGUGGGAAGUGAUUGAAAUGCAGUGGAAAGUAAGCACCGGUUCCUACAUAUACUCAGACCUAUUGAUGGAGUCGAGAGCCGCACAACUGGAGGGACUCAGUGUUAAUGACAGCCACUGGCCAUCAGUGGUCACUAAACCCAUAGACAAAAACGUGGCUCUCGUGGCCGAUAGGGCUGAACCGGUUCGGGCGAUACAAGUGCUCGAACCUAAGACUAACACGAGAAAUAUGGUCGGUUGGGUUCAAAUACAAAUGCCUAAAGCAUAUGACGCGAGUCGCGUGCAGUUAAGACACGCCGAGGCCCUCAACCCUAACGGAACCAUUUAUGUACUAAACCUGCGCUCGGCUUUGGCCACCGAUACAUACGUGUUGGACAGCAUGAAGCAGAGUAGUGUAGGAAAAUGGUCCCCCGAGGCCAACCGUACGACAGAGCUAUCACUUGAGCCGCAUUUUACAACCCAUAGCUUUCGCUACGUUGAGGUCACGGGAUAUCCGGGAGAACCGCCGCUAUCGGCCAUUAAGGGUAUUGUUAUCCAUUCAGACACAGCAUUCAAAUCACACUUUGAGACCUCAAACAAAAUGACUGUCCGCAACGGGACGAGAGGCUGGGCUGGACGGGAAACGCAGAAGUUGUUCGCCCAUACGGCCACUUAUAACGCCGAUGUGUCCGCCCUUUACACCAAAUGGUUGCGUAACUUACGGAACUCCCAGUCAUCAGAGGGUGGAUAUCCUAAUGUGGCGCCCAAAGUGUGGGGCCGGACAACAAUGGGCAACGGGUCGCCCGCUUGGGCUGACAUUGCGGUGAUAUUGCCGUACACUCUGUGGCGACAGUACGAAGACAUUCAGGCCAUUGAAGACAGUUAUGAGUCAAUGAAACGCUAUAUGUCUUAUAUCGGCGCCGAAAACCCAGACUUUCUGUGGAGGAAGAGAGUCGGCACUAAUUAUGGCGAUUGGCUUCAAGUGAAUGCCAAUACACCCAAAGAUAUGUUGUCCACCGCUUAUUACGGAUACGACGCCCUAUUGCUGUCCAAAAUGGCCAAAGCCUUGGGUCGGACUCAAGACGUGAAACGUUAUGGAGAUCUCCACGAGAAUAUAGUCAACGCUUUUGUGAAGGCUUUUGUCAAUACAACUGACGGUCGUAUGAAAGGCGACACUCAAACUGAUUAUGUGAUCGCAAUUGCAUUUGAAAUGUUGCCCAAAAAUCUUCAACCGUUGGCCGCAAAUCAUUUGGCUUUUGUCAAUACAACUGACGGUCGUAUGAAAGGCGACACUCAAACUGAUUAUGUGAUCGCAAUUGCAUUUGAAAUGUUGCCCAAAAAUCUGCAGCAAUUGGCGGCAAAUCAUUUGGUGGACAAUAUUAAAGCACAUGACUAUCAUCUGACCACCGGUUUUAUUGGUGUGGGCCAUCUGUGCCCAACACUCACUCAAUUUGGUCACUCGGAUGUGGCGUAUCGUCUACUACUGCAGGACACGUACCCCUCGUGGGGCUAUAGUAUUAAAUAUAACGCCACCACUAUAUGGGAGCGAUGGGACGGUUGGACCAAUGAGAAAGGUUUCCAGAAUCCACAGAUGAAUUCAUUCAAUCACUACUCUUUGGGAUCAGUCGGUCGAUGGCUCUACCAAUCAGUGGCCGGUAUUGACACCGACAACGAAGAGGUGGGAUUCAAAGGGAUUAUAAUCGCACCGAAACCGGCCGCCGGUCUCACGUCAGUGAAAGCCCACUACCCGUCCAUUAAUGGUCUGAUAGGCAGUGCGUGGGAAACAAAUGGCGUUAAUAUCACUUUAACGGUUGAUAUACCGGUCAAUACAAAAGCGGUGAUUGAUUUAUCUUUUUUGAAAACCCCUGCCGUCCAUAAUGUGGGCUCCGCAUAUCUCAUACAAUGUUUGAUAUUCACAACAACUUCGGCCGACUCUGAUAUACAGGCCGUAGAUCUGAAAGUUGAAUAUCUGGUCAAUCCAUUGGCUGUAGACAUACCUCAGCCCCGACUUCAAUGGACACUACAAGCGUUGAAUGAGACGAAACAAAAUUUGUCGCAAAAAGCUUAUCAAAUACUUGUGGCCACUGAUCGGCAAAGUCUGGACAAAAACAUUGGUAAUCUGUGGGACAGUAAGAAAGUAGUGAGCGAUCGGAGCAAUCAUAUUAAAUAUGGCGGCACUCCGUUGAAGGCCGGGAUGAGAGCCUAUUGGAAAGUGAAUGUAUGGGAUCAGAAUGACCGCGUGCUCGACAAACAUCCGGGUCAUAUCGGUUUCUGGGAUAAAGGCUUGGAUACGAGUGAUUGGACGGCUCAAUGGAUCGGCGCUCCCAAAGGCACACAACAACAGGCACUGCAAAAUUUGUCUGAUAUUGAUGCAAAUUUGACCCAUCAUCUGCCUGGUUUAGUGCCGGUGCUAUACCUCCGCAAAAGUUUCGCAACAAAUUCAAAAGUAAAAUCGGCUAAACUGUACGCCACAGCGCAGGGCGUGUAUAAGUUGGCCAUUAAUGGCCGAAAUAUUAACAAAACAGUUCUGGACCCGGGAUGGACUGACUAUAACAAGACUAUUCAAUACCAGGCCUAUGAUGUGACCGUCCAGUUGGCGGCCACAAACACUAUAAGCAUAUUGUUGGGCACCGGUUGGUACGGAGGCUAUGUUGGGAUGAACUAUCAGUAUAACAUAUUUGGUUGGGAUCAGCACAUGUUGGUUGAGUUACGGAUUGAAUACGAAGACAAGACUACGGCUGUUGUCAAGUCCGACAACACGUGGAAAGUAAGCACCGGUUCCUACAUAUACUCAGACCUAUUGAUGGGUGAAUUGUAUUACGAAAGUCGAGAGCCGCAGAACUGGAGAGACUCGACGUAUGACGACAGCCACUGGCCAUCAGUGAUCACUAAACCUUUAGACAGGAAGGUAGCUCUCGUGGCCGAUAGAGCCGAGCCGGUUCGGGCAGUACAAGUGCUCGAGCCUAAGACCAUACAAGAAAGUCAACCCGGCGUUUGGGUAUUUGAUUUUGGCCAGAAUAUGGUUGGUUGGGUUCAAAUCCAAAUGCCUAAAGUAUAUGACGCGAGUCGUGUGCAGUUAAGACACGCCGAGGCGCUCAACCCUAACGGAACUAUUUAUGUAUUGAACCUGCGCUCGGCUUUGGCCACCGAUACAUAUGUUUUGAAUAAGGCCAACCGUACAACGGAACUAUCACUUGAGCCUCACUUUACAACCCAUGGUUUCAGAUAUGUUGAGAUAAUGGGAUAUCCGGGAGAACCGCCGCAAUCGGCCAUUAAGGGUAUUGUUAUCCAUUCAGACACAGCAUUCAAAUCACACUUUGAGACCUCAAACAAAAUGGUCAAUCAGUUGUACUCAAACAUCAAUUGGGGUCAAAGGGGAAACUUUUUGUCGGUCCCGACAGACUGUCCGCAAAGAGAUGAGAGACUUGGCUGGUCGGGAGACGCAGAGAUCUUUGCCCAUACGGCCACUUAUAACGCCGAUGUGUCCGCCUUUUACACCAAAUGGAUGCGUGACUUACGGGACGGACAGUCAAAAGACGGCGGCUUUCCAGAGGUGGCGCCCCGUGUGGUCGAU